AUGAUCAAAAGAGUUAGUGCUCACUCCCAAGGUAGCCAACGAACCUCCACUUCAAGGUCAACGUUGAAGGGCCAAUGCCAGGCAUCUGAGCAAAUUUGUGGGCUGACGCCUUCCUCUCCACCAUUGUUGGCCCUUCCUGUUAUCCUGCUUAAGUUGGAGUCCAACUCCCAACGGCUUACGAAACCCUACCUAGUCACGACACCUUCAAGUGAUGAGGUUCGAAGCUCUGAGGAAGAUGUCAACGGCAAAAGUGAAAAACACGGAAGAUAUUAUAUAUUCCGUCGGCAAUAG
Messenger RNA from Mesocestoides corti, 291 nucleotides. NCBI's taxonomy places the organism in Eukaryota, Metazoa, Platyhelminthes, Cestoda, Cyclophyllidea, Mesocestoididae. The record is from the annotation of a GenBank genome assembly.